This is a messenger RNA of Motacilla alba alba, 2113 nucleotides long. It is a transcript of the gene TRMT10C, whose product is annotated as tRNA methyltransferase 10C, mitochondrial RNase P subunit. NCBI's taxonomy places the organism in Eukaryota, Metazoa, Chordata, Aves, Passeriformes, Motacillidae. Gene Ontology annotation, molecular function: tRNA binding. The record is from RefSeq and is a predicted model, not a curated record. Gene Ontology annotation, cellular component: nucleus; mitochondrion; nucleoplasm. The transcript is spliced from 3 exons. The coding region runs from base 469 to 1722 and encodes 417 amino acids. Gene Ontology annotation, biological process: mitochondrial tRNA 5'-end processing; positive regulation of mitochondrial translation.
CCCUGCCCUGCCCUGCCCUGCCCUGCCUUGCCCCGACCGAGCCCCGGCGGGCGGGAGCGCGGCCGGAGAUCCGGCAAGUGCUUCUCGCCACCCGCGGCGCGGUGCCCCGGAGGCCGCGGUCCCCCGGGCCCCGCCGCAGUGGGAGGAGCGGGCGCGCCGGUGUCCCCGGGAGGGCUGGGGGACACAGCGCGGGGCUGUGGCGUGUCAGCUGGGGCUCAGCGGCUCGGGUGCUGUGGGCUGGUUCAAAAGUUGUUCAGCGCGUGCAGUACUGCUCCCCUGCAGCCGGCCUCAUCAGAUAGAUAAAUUAUAUAAAAAUACUUCUGGUUUGCAUGCAGCAUUUCAUUGACUUUGCUUGUGAAGGCUCACCAUAUGAUACCGAUAACUUGAAGAGAUCUUGGACAGUUCUUGGAGGUUGUUUGACUACAUUUUAAAUUGCAUUUUGCAGAUAAGUGUUGCACAUGUCUAAAUAUGCAGUCUGCUAAUAUGCUUCUGAGAAGAAUUGUAAGAAGUUCUGUCCUUCCAUUUGCCACACAACAUGGGAUGAAAAAGGAUUUGUUUCCGCUCAGUAGAACUCUGAGUUUAUCACUUUGUCUGAUGCAGGACAAGUCAUGUGAACCCUCAGAAAAACUGGAUUUAGAUGAGUGGAAGAAGGUAAUGAAAUCCGGGUUUCAGGAAGAGGUCAGUGAGGUGGUCUCAGAGCCUAAGGAGCUUUCCAGUUUGGCUGCUGCACGUGAGACUUUGGAGAUGUGGAGGCUAGCUGGCAGAGCAGUUCCAGAAAAUAUUAGUGAAGAACAGCUAAAAACCUUUAUGGAGUGUCCUUCUAAGUCAGCCAAAAAGAAGUAUUUAAAAUAUUUGCAUCUCAGAGAACUUCACAAGAAAAAUGAAAAGAGAAAGAUGGAUGAGAAAAGGGAAAGGAGGCUGGAAGCACAAGAUCAAGCUUCAAAAACAGAUGAGACCAAAAAGGGUUCAUUCAUGUGUUUAUGGUCCCGCACUAUGGAUAAAGCAUACAAUUGGAGGGCUGCUCAGUCCAUGAUCUUUGGCCAGCCUCUAGUAUUUGACAUGUCUUAUGAGAAAGAGAUGUCUGUCCGAGAAGUCUCAAAUACAGUGAGACAGAUAGUAAUGAGUGAAAGCAGCAAUCGGAGAUCUGUGGAUCCAUUCCACAUCCACUUCUGUAACUUCAAAGAUGAUAGCCUCUAUCACAGGGAAUUUAUCAAGAAUUAUAGAGAGGCAUGGGACAAACUGCUUAUCACAGUGACAGACCAGUGCUACACAGAAAUCUUUCCAAAGGAUAAGCUCAUCUAUCUGACAGCUGAUUCUCCCAACGUAAUGAAAACAUUUGAUCACGAUAAGAUCUAUAUUGUUGGGUCAAUGGUUGACAGGAGCAUAAAAACAGGAGUCUCUUUAGCACGGGCAAAACGAUUAGGACUGGAGACUGCAGCCCUUCCACUGGAGAAGUAUUUGCUUUGGAGUACUGGUGCCAAAAAUCUCACACUGGAUCAAAUGAUGCAUAUUUUAUUAACCUUGAAAGAUACUGCUGACUGGAAGAAGGCUCUGGAAUUUGUUCCGAAAAGGAAAUACUGUGGCUUUGUAAACAAGCCUGUAAAGGAAUUGAAAAAAACGUUAGACCUGAUCAACACACUCAAACUUGGAAAGGGACGGGAAAAAGUAGAAAAGCAAUUUGCCAAAAACUACCCCAAGAGGUAUAAACUAAAGCAAAAGUAGAGUGAUGGGGAGGAAAAUGAAUUUUUUACACGCAAACUGUGCCAGCUGCUUGGUACAUCUGGAAUUUCUGUUCAGCUUUUAAUCUCAGAACAGAUUUUGUUGCUUAUGUUGAAAAUUACUAUCAUUAAGAAUUGAGUUUUUUAAAGUUACUUUAAUAGUCCAGCUGUUUAAAUUUAUUCACACAUUAUCGAAAUUAUGUAAGAGAAAUGAGAUAAUCUGUUGUAAAAAUAUAACUCUACACGAAGACUAUCAGUCUGUUCAAUUGAACAGUGCUUGGACAAGGGUGAUUUUUACUGAAUGCAAAGAUCUUCAGAGCUCACUGCUUUGGAGGCUGUCUACAGUUUUAUUCUGUAAGAUCACUAAGAUGAAGUAAAAGAGACCUCUCCCAUUA